Molecule: messenger RNA, 273 nt
Organism: Puccinia graminis f. sp. tritici CRL 75-36-700-3
Lineage: Eukaryota; Fungi; Basidiomycota; Pucciniomycetes; Pucciniales; Pucciniaceae
Exons: 2
Coding region: 1-273 (90 amino acids)
Source: RefSeq, a predicted model, not a curated record
AUGAAGCGGCUUAAAACAAUCAUUGGUGUCCGGUUCUCGAAUAUUUUGCGAGAAAAUUGUGCAGGAAUGAAACCUGACACAAGAUUAUGCCCCGGUUUCCAUCGGGGUGCUCUGUUACUAGAUCAGACCGAGGGUGACGUUGAACUUGAUGGAGUCCACUCGGAGGCGGGCGUUUGGCGCCCAGGACGGACUGAGUUGAGUCCCAGGCGAACCCUACUACUGAUUGGGACUGAUUUUUGGUCCGACUUGUUGAGGGUUGCAACCGGAAAGUAA